Messenger RNA from Ceratotherium simum simum (southern white rhinoceros), 2533 nucleotides. NCBI's taxonomy places the organism in Eukaryota, Metazoa, Chordata, Mammalia, Perissodactyla, Rhinocerotidae. The record is from RefSeq and is a predicted model, not a curated record.
UAAGCCGUGCCUUGGGCGUCCGUGCACUUCUGGGAUCGCAGUCGCCGCCCCGCGGGCAGCCCCGGAGCUCACGGGCUCCCAGUUUUCCAACCUUGAAGUGUUUUACAAUCAAAGCAAAGAGAAGAUUUGUGGAUGUUGAAUAUGCAAGCAGGUGAAGAGAGAGAGAUUGGAAGAGAGAUUUGUCCAGGUUGGGUGAACAAGCCUGCUUCAGAGCAGGAUGUCUCUGUAAUUGCUUCACCAGGGAUGGUAGCAAAGAGACUCCAAGAGGAUGAAUACCAGGAUUCUACAUUUGAAGAAAAAUAUGCAUGUGAUAGCAUGAAGGGAAACCCUCCCAGAGAGGUUCCUGGGCCACUCCUUUUCCAGGAAAGAGGUUUUGGAGGAAUAACUUUCAUCCACAAGGAAGUACCUCCUGAAAUGACUGGCCAAGAAUAUCAUUUUGAGAAAAGCUUGCUUUUGACCUCAAGCCUUGUUACACAUCUCAGGGUUUCUACAGAAGAAAGCCUACAUCAGUGGGAGACAAGUAGCUUACGCACCAAUGAGAUUUCAGACCAAAGUAAGUGUCCAACCCCCUCCACACAGAAAAAGUCUUGGCAGUGUAACGAAUGUGGAAAAACUUUUACUCAGAGCUCAUCCCUUACCCAGCAUCAGAGAACUCAUACUGGAGAGAGACCCUAUGCAUGUAAGGAAUGUGGGAAAGCCUUUAGUCGUAGUUCAUUCCUUGUUCAACAUCAGAGAAUUCACAGUGGAGUGAAACCAUAUGGAUGUGAGCAAUGUGGGAAAACAUUUCGAUGUCGAUCAUUUCUUACUCAGCAUCACAGAAUCCACACUGGAGAGAAACCUUAUAAAUGUAAUGAAUGUGGGAGUUCUUUCCGCAAUCAUUCACAUCUCACUGAACAUCAGAGGAUUCACACUGGAGAGAAACCUUAUAAAUGUAAUAGAUGUGGGAAGGCAUUCAAUCAGAACACUCACCUCAUUCAUCAUCAGAGAAUUCACACUGGUGAGAAACCUUAUUUAUGCAAUGAAUGUGGCUCUUCUUUUCGCAAACACUCAAAUCUUACACAACAUCAGAGAAUCCACACUGGGGAAAAACCCCAUAAAUGUGAUGAAUGUGGGAAAACUUUCCAAACAAAGGCAAACCUCUCUCAGCAUCAGAGAAUUCAUACUGGAGAAAAACCCUAUAAAUGUAAGGAAUGUGGCAAAGCUUUUUGUCAGAGUCCUUCCCUUAUUAAACACCAGCGAAUUCAUACUGGAGAAAAACCCUAUAAAUGUAAGGAAUGUGGCAAAGCUUUUACUCAGAGCACCCCCCUCACUAAGCAUCAGAGAAUUCAUACAGGGGAGAGACCCUACAAAUGCAAUGAAUGUGGUAAAGCCUUCAUUCAGAGCAUUUGCCUUAUUCGGCAUCAGAGAAGUCACACUGGAGAAAAACCCUAUAAAUGCAGUGAAUGUGGCAAGGGCUUUAAUCAGAAUACCUGCCUCACUCAGCAUAUGAGAAUUCAUACUGGAGAGAAGCCCUAUAAAUGUAAAGAGUGUGGGAAAGCCUUUGCUCACAGCUCAUCUCUUACUGAACAUCAUAGAACUCACACUGGUGAGAAGCUCUAUAAAUGUAGUGAGUGUGAGAAAACCUUCCGCAAGUAUGCACACCUUAGUGAACAUUACAGGAUUCACACUGGUGAGAAGCCUUAUGAAUGCAUUGAAUGUGGAAAAUUCUUCAGACAUAGUUCAGUCCUUUUCAGACAUCAGAAACUUCACAGUAUAAAGAAACCUUCAAAGUGUGGCGAAUGUGGAAAAUUCUUCACUCAGAGAUCAUCUCUUACCCAGCAUCAGAGGAUUCACACGGGAGAGAAGCCCUACGUGUGUAGUGAAUGUGGAACUUGUUUCCGUAAACAGUCAAAUCUUACUCAACAUCUGAGGAUUCAUACGGGAGAGAAACCUUAUACAUGUAACGAAUGUGACAAAGCCUUUCAGACAAAAGCAAUCCUUGUCCAGCAUCUGAGAAUUCAUACUGGAGAAAAACCCUAUAAAUGCAACGAAUGUGGCAAAGCCUUUUGUCAGAGUCCAUCCCUUAUUAAACACCUGCGAAUUCAUACCGGAGAGAAACCAUAUAAAUGCUCUGAAUGUGGCAAAGCCUUCAGUCAGAGCAUAUGCCUUACUCGUCAUCAGAGAAGUCAUUCUGGAGAUAAACCUUAUAAGUGCAAAGAGUGUGGGAAAGCCUUUAAUCAGAGUGCAUGCCUCAUGCAGCAUCAGAGAAUCCAUUCAGGAGAGAAACCCUACACAUGUAUGGAAUGUGGAAAAGCCUUCACUCAGAACUCUUCCCUCAUUGAACAUGAGAGAACUCACACUGGAGAGAAACUUUACAAGUGUAGUGAGUGUGAAAAAACUUUCCGCAAGCAAGCACACCUUAGUGAACAUUACAGAAUUCAUACUGGAGAAAAACCUUAUGAAUGUAUUGAAUGUGAGAAAUCCUUUAGGCACAGUUCAGCGCUUGUUCGACAUCAGAGGCUUCAUGCUGGAGAAUAAAACUUGGGACAUAACC